AUGGCUGAUAAUGUAUUUUCACCAUCUCCCUCCUUUAGUAAGUGUGUCAUUCACCCUCAAGAAUCCUCUGAGGAUUUGCCCACACUUCCCUCCAAGAGAUCUAAGGGUAGACCUAAGGGUUCCAAAAACAAACCCAAACCACCAUCCAUAAUCAGGGUGGAGCCUGAAACCUAUAUGGAACCAAUUUUGAUUAAAAUCCCUGCUGGAGAAGAUGUUGUGGAAUCGAUAAUCAAGACCGCUUGGCGUCAUCAAGCUGAUAUCUCAGUCUUGAGAGGUUAUGGUCUUGUCUCUGGAGUUACCCUUCUCGACUCCGGGUCCCAAGACUCUCCAUUCACUAUCCGCGGAGACUGUCAGAUGAUAUCUCUCUCUGGAACAUAUGUUUAUCCUAACUCGGAUCGUGUUCCUUCUGAGUUCAUCAUCGAUCCUGAUUAUUCUUCUUUUUCCAUUCACUUGUCUGGUAAUCAUGGUCAAGUGUUUGGUGGAGUUCUUGGAGGAAAGGUUAUGACUUCAAGUGUUGUCAUGAUUACUGCCACUCUUUUGAGGAAGCCUAAGUUUUACAAGGUAGCCUCGUUCGAUGGAAGUGUUCGCGAAGUUGAAAAGAUUGAUCGUGGUGCUAUCAUUCGCAGUGAUGUUGUUGCACCUGAACUUAGAAACCAUAACAACACUGCCAAUGUGUUCAAUUUUGGUGUUGGAAAUUCCAGUUCAGCCCACCAAAGCCGCCAACUCCUCAAUUCUCCUCAUGCUUAUGUGAAUGCCAUGCAGUGGAACAACUCCACUCGUACUAGUAAUCACUAG
This is a messenger RNA of Vicia faba (fava bean), 795 nucleotides long. The record is from the annotation of a GenBank genome assembly. Lineage: Eukaryota; Viridiplantae; Streptophyta; Magnoliopsida; Fabales; Fabaceae.